AUGCCGGCUACCAAGACCAAGGUCGAGGCCAAAGGUCUGCGUGACGAGUCGCACACCAUGCACAAGUCGAACUCGUCCAUGAUCCGCCUCACCGCUCAGCUCAUGCAGCAGAACCGACCGCAGGUCGCCGUCAAUAUCGCCCUCUUCUUUAUCUUUCUGGUCGACUUUUGGCUGACGAGUUUCAAUGUUUUCCAUAGUGCGCUCAUCAAGCUGGGCGUCAUCAACCCGUUGCCUGAGAACUGCGUGCCUCCUGCCUUCUCACCCACCAGUCCUCCCUCAUUUGCCCAGUGGCCGUUGACACAUAUCUACUGCCGUCUCAUUCACAUCUACAACUUCGUCACCAGCUACAGUGAAGACGAAAGGCUACACCAUGAUCUCUACUGUAGGAAGCCUAAGAACGACUGGAUCCGCGACUGGGCCUACUGGGACGGCAUUGGACACAAGGGCGAAUGGGGAGCGCCGUAUCCUGCCAGGGACAAUGACAGUCGCUGCCCUUGCCCAGGCCUCAACGUGCUUGCAACACACGGACUCAUCCAUCAGUCCGGUCGCAAAGUUGCUGCUUCCAAGAUGGUUGUGGCCCUCUCUCGAGCAUUCAACAUUGCGCCGACCAUGGCGCUGCAGCUCUACUCUCCACUGUUCCCCGUAUUCAGCGAGCGGGCACAUAUCUUUGAUCUCGAGUCCAUCGGUAUCGCCAACAUUAUCGAACACGACGCGAGUCUGUUGCGACCCGACUACCAUUUAGCCGACUGGCACAAGGAUCCCAAAGCCAUGUCGCGACCGCACCAGGACAUGAUCGACCGAUGGUUCCCCGCGCCAACCAAGCAUGGUAAAGUGAAAGCAGACCUGACUGAUCGCGACUUUGCUGAGGCCGUCUGCAUCCGUCGCAGCGAGUCGCGUAAGCACAAUCGUCAGUACAGCUCCAACGUGGUUCAGAGCUUGAUUGGAUCCGGGAGCUGUUGCUUGAUGCUCAACGUGUUUGGCGGUAAGGUACUCGAUCUGCGCGAGAUGGCAGGAAGUGUCGAGCACGAUCUGCCCGGAGUCAGGACCACGCGCGCGGGACUCGAGUACGGAUAUGAGCGUAUCCCAGCCAGAACCAUCAACGCCAAGAAGGGCUCCGAGUGCUGUCCUAUUGUUUCAACCACACAAAAGCAACGGUGGCAACCAGCCACAGCUAAAUGGUACUUUGGAAUGACCAUUUUCUAUGCGCUUUGGACUACAUUCAAGAUCGAGAUGCGCGCAAGAGCAUAG
Messenger RNA from Mycosarcoma maydis (corn smut), 1248 nucleotides. RefSeq lists its product as uncharacterized. Gene Ontology annotation, molecular function: peroxidase activity. The record is from RefSeq and is a predicted model, not a curated record. Lineage: Eukaryota; Fungi; Basidiomycota; Ustilaginomycetes; Ustilaginales. The transcript has a single exon. Bases 1 to 1248 code for a protein of 415 amino acids.